This is a messenger RNA of Laetiporus sulphureus 93-53, 1269 nucleotides long. RefSeq lists its product as uncharacterized. Bases 275 to 1111 code for a protein of 278 amino acids. The record is from RefSeq and is a predicted model, not a curated record. Lineage: Eukaryota; Fungi; Basidiomycota; Agaricomycetes; Polyporales; Laetiporaceae. The transcript is spliced from 4 exons.
GUCCACCAUCCAGACAACUGCACAACUUGAAGGAAAUCAAACUUCUGAUUUUCGACUCUGAAUAUCAACGAUUCCUUACGAAUGGAGCAUGGGCAUCUUGCUUGAAAUUCGAUAGUUCAUACUGCUAUCAACAUCAUGGUUCUUCCUCGCAUCGCUUUCCUGCCAUCUUCCUCCGCACCGCCUCCGACCACAAGGUUCCUCAACCCUGUCGAGGACUUCUUCUUCUUCCAGGCUGUAGCUACCGUGUGCAAAUUGCGCAGGGUUCAAGGACAUUAUGCACGACCGUAGUGAGGAAGUGAUCGCACUGUUGGACGCAGGGUCUCGAGAGGAGGACGACACGCCGGAGAAAGCAUCCCAUGCACGGAGCCAGUCGCAAACCAUUAUCUCCUCUCUACUUCAUGGGACAACUGGCAUCCUCGUGCUCUUCAUUGUUCUCGACCUGAUCGCCUUUCUGUAUGUGUUCCGCUCCGUCCUAGCUUUGUCCGGGCCUUCCACGGAUGAAUUCGAGUUUCGAAAUCCGUACAUUGGGUUGGACGAGCUGUAUGCAUCGGGACGAGUGAAUGCGUCGCGGUACGAUCCCAUCGUCAACGUGCCUCGCGUAGCGGCACAGGUCAGCAGCACCGAGCCUAACAAGGUCGGCGUCGAGGACGAGCAUCGGUACCUGAGCAAUUUCGGUACCAUGACUCCAUUGGAUCGCCAUCUCCAGGUCUCAAGCACGAUACACACCAUUCUUCAGUUCCGAACGAUGGACUAUGGCAUGGAAAGCUGUGCGUUGGCUCUUCGUCUUCCCUCUCCAGAGGACAGCGAGUCCCUCCAGCUCGCGGAAGGCGCUAGAGACGUGCAUCUCGACGUCUGCGCGCUCGAUGUCUCACGUCAGCUCAAACCGCGCUCACUGUCAUGGGCGACCCGCCCGCGCUGUCAAACACACGUGGGCACUCUCGUUGCCGGACCGGGCGAGGAGGUGCGGUUCCCCGAAUUUCCGUGCAGCUGGGGAUCCCUCCACACGUAUGAGAUUUCCUGCAGCGCAGACUCUCCCGAUUGUCUAGUGGACGUGUGGGCAACCAGGAACGGGACUUGGGGAAUAUUCAUGUAUCAGUACCAGACCGUCUAACAGACUCCGCUCACCAGGAGAGAGUCUGCGUUGUCAACUAGAGUUCAUUGAUGUUACUAUUCAUUUUGCCAAUUCCGUGAUGACAAAGCAGCGAACUGGUCGGAUUGUACAUUGUAAGAGAUCAGCUGCGCUACGGAAGAAUCACGACCUCGUAGUGC